UGGUUAAAAAAAAUAUUGAAAAUUAUCAAGGAUGGCUCGUGAAUCGGUAAAACUGAUUCCUUUAAUAUCUUACAAUUAUUUUCUUACGUAAUGGGUUCAUACAAAAAGCGACUUUGAACUUAUUUACGUGUCAUUCCUCGAUAAAUACUCAAGAUGGUAGCUGGGAAAUUAGCUUUUGUAACAGGCGCAGGAAGCGGUAUAGGCAAAGAAGUUUGCCGAAUUUUAGCACGACAAGGAGCUAAAGUUGUCGCUACCGAUCGGAAUUUACAAGCUGUUGAAGAGACUGUCGAAUCUUUAAAUGAUUCCAAACAACAUCUCGCUUUAAAUUUGGAAGUCUCAGAUGCAGCCAGUGUUAAGGAAGCAUUUACAAAUGCAAUUAAUAAAUACUCCAGACCACCUACCAUUAUAGUGAAUUCUGCAGGCAUCACCCGUGAUCAGUUCAUCUUAAAAAUGAGUGAAAAGGAAUUAGACCAAGUACUCAAUGUAAAUUUAAAAGGAACAUUCCUAGUUAUGCAAACUGCAGUUCAACGAAUGAUCGAAGCUCAAGCAAGCAAAGAUGGCUCAAUUGUUAAUUUGAGUUCAAUUUCUGGCAAAGCGGGAAAUAUAGGUCAAGCUAAUUACGCUGCAUCUAAAGCAGGUGUGAUAGCUCUUACACAGACAGCUUGCUAUGAAUUUGGACAAUUUGGUGUUCGUGUUAAUGCAGUAUUACCAGGUUUCAUACAGACUCCAAUGACAGAAACAGUGCCUGAUAAAGUACAACAACUUGUUAUUAAGAAAAUAUCACUUGGCAGAAUGGGAAAGCCAGAAGAAGUGGCUGAAGUUAUCACAUUUUUAGCAUCUAGUAAAAGUUCCUAUGUCAGUGGAGCAUCUAUUGAAGUUACAGGGGGAAUGAAUUAA
Dufourea novaeangliae is the source of this 897-nucleotide messenger RNA. Its product is annotated as estradiol 17-beta-dehydrogenase 8. Bases 154 to 897 code for a protein of 247 amino acids. The transcript is spliced from 4 exons. Gene Ontology annotation, molecular function: oxidoreductase activity, acting on the CH-OH group of donors, NAD or NADP as acceptor. NCBI's taxonomy places the organism in Eukaryota, Metazoa, Arthropoda, Insecta, Hymenoptera, Halictidae. The record is from RefSeq and is a predicted model, not a curated record.